Messenger RNA from Zonotrichia leucophrys gambelii, 5096 nucleotides. Its product is annotated as splicing regulatory glutamine/lysine-rich protein 1-like. NCBI's taxonomy places the organism in Eukaryota, Metazoa, Chordata, Aves, Passeriformes, Passerellidae. Gene Ontology annotation, cellular component: nucleoplasm. The record is from RefSeq and is a predicted model, not a curated record. Gene Ontology annotation, molecular function: poly(A) binding. The coding region runs from base 749 to 2488 and encodes 579 amino acids. The transcript has 15 exons.
UAUAUUAUUGACCAAGGAUCUAAAUUACAAUUCAGAUGUACCACUUUAGGAGCCAUUAAAUUUACUUGAGCCAUGUCUGUUGAUCCUGUAGAAACCUCUAUGAGUAUCCAGUUAAUUGCAAGAUGCUGGCUCAGCAAUCAUUUGAAAAUGCUUAAGUAUUUUGUUGUUCAGAAGAACUGGUAUAUAACUGUAUGCCUAAUUUGCACACACAGUUGUUGGAACUGUAUAUUUGGAAGCCUGUUAGUUAGCUACAUAGUAGGCAGGAUGUGAGGCAAGGUACCUGAUUCUCAUGAGCAGUCUGGCAAAUCAAGUACACCUCUCAUUGCAUGCCUGAGUUCAAAAUGAGACCUGUUAGGAGUGCUCAGCAUUGUGAUGAUGACUCAGAUUUAUGCAUGUUUUUAUAAAAGCCCUGGAAGACAUAAUAACACAGUUAAUUCUUAUUUGUUAAUAAUUUUCCUAAUUUUCUCCUUUAGAUAGCAAAAUAAAGUGGUUUGUUACAUGUCAAGGAGCAAGAUGCCUCAAAAUUUAAAUAACGCUAAAUAGAAGUCCUUGCUGCAGAUCUGUAGAACAGUGAUGCAGCCAACACGAACGGUUGUCAUGUGUAAAACAGCUUUCGAUCACCGUGAAAACACCGCCCCGGGAAAGCGUCCAUGCUUGAUAUCGUUUGGUUCAUGAACAUUAAGUUUCCAGUACAGGUAAAAUCCCAGAUGAAGCCAAAGCCCUUUCUCUAUUGGCACCUGCUCCUACUAUGACAAGUCUGAUGCCCGGUGCAGGGUUGCUUCCUAUACCUACACCAACCCCUUUAACUACACUUGGUGUUUCACUUGGCACUUUGGGGACUAUACCAGCAGCAGCAUUGGACCCUAACAUUACAACACUGGGAGAAAUACCACAGCCACCAAUUAUAGGGAAUGUGGACCCAUCAAAGAUUGAAGAAAUUAGAAGAACAGUCUAUGUUGGAAACUUGAAUUCACAGACUACAACAGCAGAUCAGCUGCUUGAAUUUUUUAAGCAAGUUGGAGAAGUCAAAUUUGUGCGAAUGGCAGGUGAUGAGACACAACCAACACGAUUUGCUUUUGUGGAAUUUGCAGACCAAAAUUCUGUACCUCGAGCUCUUGCCUUUAAUGGAGUUAUGUUUGGAGACAGGCCACUGAAAAUAAAUCACUCCAAUAAUGCAAUAGUGAAGCCUCCUGAAAUGACACCUCAAGCUGCUGCCAAGGAACUGAAAGAAGUGAUGAAGAGAGUAAGGGAAGCCCAAUCGUUCAUAUCUGCUGCUAUUGAGCCGGAGUCUGGAAAGAGCAGUGAAAGAAAAGGUGGUCAAUCUCGUUCCCAUUCUCGUUCAGAAUCCAGGUCUAGCUCAAAAUCCCAAUCUAGAAGGAAAAGAUCUCACUCAAAACACAGGCCUAUGACCUUCCUGUGCUGGGGACCCCAGAGCUGGAUGCAGUACUCCAGAUCUGGCAACAGAUCACUCUCAAGACAAAAGGACAGACGAAGAUCCAGAAGUCCCCUGAAAACACGGUCUAGAUCUAGGGAAAGGUGGAAAUCAAGAAGUCGCUCUCAUUCUUGGGACAAAAAAAGAGACAAUGAAAAGGUCAAGGAAAAAGAAAAGGCCAAAGAAAAGGAGAGAGACCAAGACAAAGAGAAGGAGAGAACCUGGGACAAAGAAAAGGAAAGAGAGCGAGAUAAAGAGAGACACAGGGAUAAGGACAGGGAGAAGGACCAGGAGAAAGAACGGCAUAAAGAUCGAGAGAGAGUUAGAGUCAAGGAAAGGGAUAGAGACAGGGACAAGGACAAGGAAAAGAACAAGGAGAAGGAGAAGGGAAAAGACAGAGAAGAGGUAGACCAGAACAAGGAAAAAUAUGAUGUUAUGAAAGAGGGGGAAAAGGAUAGAGAGAAGAUUAAGGACAAGGAGGGCGAGAAGGACAGAAGGGAAAAAGGGGACAAAGAAAAGGAGAAAGAUGAGAAGAAAGAGAAGAAGGAGCAAGAAAGAGAAAAAGAGAGAGAUGAUAAAAAAAAGAAAGAGAAGAGAUCCAGAUCACCCCCAAGAAGCUAUAGCUCUUCAAGAAGAUCUCGUAGCUCCAGCAGAGGUGAUAGGAAAGAGUCAUCUUUGACAGAUAGAGAAAGACGUAAAAGGAAGAGUAGAAGUCUCUCCAAGUCUCCUAAAACGACCAAAAAGAAGUCUUCACAAACUCCUUCUCCGAGAAGAAACAAGAAGGAGAAAAAAAGAGAAAGAGAUAGAAAUAAUGAAAGAAAAGAAAGGGAACACUUCAAGAAAAAAAUUAAUAAAGUAAAAGAGGGAAAAGAGAAAUCUGACAAAAGCACCACUACUUUGAAGGAUAAAGAUCACACUGAAGAGGAUCAGAAUUCAGAAACUGACAAGGAAGUAGGCAAUAGAGAUACAGAAAGGAUUGGUGAAGUCCAGCUACAACAGAAUGGGAACUAUCAACCAAAUGACGAAAACCAUUCAAUUAAAAUGGAAGAGGUUUAAAGCAAAAAAUGGACCACUGACUGAACUAAGGGAUGAAAUCUGAAACUUUUUAUUUCCCAGAACAAGGAAGAAAAUAUCAACCUAAUCAAUCUGAACAUGGUGAUAGUACUAGUAGCUCUUCCAAUUCUAGUGACAGUUUUGUCUAUUUCUUGCUGUAAAGCAAGAGAGCACAGACCAGUAGUUAUACCCUGAAAAGGCAGAUGACAUCAGAACUAUUCAUGUCUGAAAAUCCAUGGGUCUCCAUGAUGGCUGUACUUACUUGUAAAAUGAUGUAUGUUAAGUUUUGCCAUUUUCUGUUACAAAUAAGUAGAAACUGAAAGAUGUAAACCUGUACUAUCAAAAAAAGCUGAAUGUAUGCAUCGAAGAUUGUUUAAAGUUCUGAUUGUUCAUGAAUUUUGUAUUGACUUGCUUUUCAGGUUAAAAAUCUACAAAACCUUCAAUGUGUACUGUUUGAUGUGCUUCUAAAUGGUGCAUAAAUGUACACAUUUUCUUCUGUUAUAAAUGAAAAUUAUUUUUAAACAUAAACACAGUUUUAUGGUUCUUAUGUUAAAUGCCCACUGACUAGAUUGUUUUUCAUUUGCUUACUUCUUGCAAUUCUUGGAUUUUAUUUAAAACAAUUUCUUACUGUUAUGCUUAAAAUAAUUAUUUCUUUUAAAGUACUUGAACAAUGCAUGAUAAUUUCUGUUCCAAAAAGGAACAUGGCUAUGUUAUAGACAAUAAGUUAGCUUACUGGGUUAUUUUGGGGUUGUUUUGGUUUUUUGUUUAUUUUUGUCCUUCCAGAUGUAAGCACAUUUAUAUGAUAUUAUGAUAACUUACAGCUUUGUUUUGAGUUGUACGGCAGUGUGUCUGUUCAGCUGCAAAUAGUACUGGUGCCAUUAUGAAAUAUUUUUUUCUUACUUGUUUAAAAAACUAUGGGACCACACGCAGAAGCUUUAGUGCCUUCUUAAAAAAUAAUGUGGUAUUUUCAAGAAAUGUUUGUGCUAUUACUCAUUUUCAUCUAAAUCUUACAUUAUUUCUAUUGCUAUUUGCCACCACAAUACUGUAGACAAGAAAGCAAGCAAUUUCUCAGAAGGAUUUUUUGAUUCACUUGUUAAAGUACUAAAACUCAAUUUAUUUUUUUUUUUUAAUUACUAGAAGAGAUUUAUAGGUGAAAGCAAAGAUGCAUUUUGGGUACCACCGCUGUACAAAAGCAGUAGCUGAAUACAAAGCCUUUUCUGAUCACCUGCAUCAAAGACAGUCCUUUAGACAUUUAAUGUAUAUUUGGAUUGCCUUAAUUGUUACCUCUCCAUCGUCAUCUCUGAUACCUGUUGGGUGAUCAACAAGAAAUCAUAUGCAAAGCUGAGGGGAUAAAUAAUUUUGGAAAAUGUUCUAAUUUACACAGGAGUUAUACAGUAGAGAUUCUUUUUUAAUUCUUGAAAGAAAAAGCAUGUAAGAAGAGAAUGACAAACCAAAUAUUUUUGUCAACUAAGUACUUGAGUACUUUGAGUAUUGUGUCCAGUUCUGGGCCCCUCAGUUUAGGAAGGAUGCUGAGACUCUUGAACACGUCCAGAGGAGGGCAAUGAGGCUGGUGAAGGGCUUGGAACACAAGCCCUAUGAAGAACGGCUAAGGGAGCUGGGGUUGUUUAGCCUGUCAAAAAAGGAGGCUCAGGGGAGACCUUAUCACACUCUACAAGUACCUGAAAGGUGGCUGUAGUCAGGUGGAAGUCAGUCUCUUCUCCCAGGCAACCACUGACAGAACAAGAGGACACAGUCUUAAGCUGUGCCAAGGGAAGUUUAAGUUAGACAUUAGAAAAAAAUUCUUCACUGAAAGAGUGAUUGCACACUGGAGUCAUCUGCCCAGGGAGGUGGUGGAGUCACUAUCCCUGGACAUGUUUAAAAAAAAGACAGGACAUGGCACUCACUGCCAUGGUUUUGUUGAUGAGGAGCUGUGGGGUUAGGUCAUAGGUUGGACUUGAUGAUCUCAAAGGUCUUUUCCAACCUAGUGCAUUCUAUGAUUCUGUAACAUGGCUUGUACCCUCUGAAUUAAUUUAAUCAGUUUCAUCAUUGUGAGAUUUCUUAAGAGUCAUACCUUUAAAAUUUAUACCUAAAAUCAAGUAGAUUAUUUUUACAACUUUAUACAAUCAAAUUACUUGCCUUACUUCAUGGGAAGUUAUUUCCUUCAAUUAAAACAAAAUAAUACCAUAUUGACUAUUUGCUUUCAGUUUGUUCUCAUUUUCCUUUGCAUAAGUAAUUCUUAUCACAAAAAUGAAAAAGAAAAGCAUAUUACAGGGAAUGUAAAAUAACCCAGUUUGAUUGUAAGAUGGUAAUCACUUUUUUAAUAGGACUUUAUGUUCUUGAGACUGUGUACAUUUAAGACUAUAGAAAAUGCUUUACCAUGUAAAGUAUAGAUACUCAUUUUUGUGAUGUUUAAGCCACAUGCUGUUGAUUGGUAAGCAGCUUAUUUUGAUCAAAGAAUGACAAAUUUGUAUGCUUAUAGAAAGACUGUGAAGGACUGUGUCUUACAACAACUGUCUUAUUUAUGACGUGUAAGUAGCAUAGAGAAAAGAAAUUCUUUGCAUACUUGUCCUUGCUACCAUUUCACUAAUAAAAUUAAAUAUUUUAGAGGGAA